This is a messenger RNA of Arabis nemorensis, 330 nucleotides long. The record is from the annotation of a GenBank genome assembly. Lineage: Eukaryota; Viridiplantae; Streptophyta; Magnoliopsida; Brassicales; Brassicaceae.
AUGGAGGAGGUCAACCGCAUAUCCUCCCUGGCGAACCAGUCGGGAGGGAUAAAGUCUUAUCUCGAGGAGUUCAGGGAGGCAGGAGCACCGGUCUUUGAGCUAGAGGCCCUUGACGUUGUGGAGAUCACCGAAGCGGACUUCGAGGUCACACUACCGCGUAAUCCCGAGCCUUCUGUGGAGAGGAUUAUGUCUGAUGCGGCGGCUUCUCUUAAUCAGUACGAGUCACACAUGUCGCCUCAAGAUUUUGCGGCUGAGGUUUUGCCCAGGGGCGUUAGUAGUAAUAGGGCGGAGGUCGUGAAAGAUCCUGUUACUAGAGAGGCUCUCGCCUAG